Molecule: messenger RNA, 7110 nt
Organism: Nannizzia gypsea CBS 118893
Lineage: Eukaryota; Fungi; Ascomycota; Eurotiomycetes; Onygenales; Arthrodermataceae
Product: lovastatin nonaketide synthase
Exons: 3
Coding region: 1-7110 (2369 amino acids)
Biological process (GO): fatty acid biosynthetic process; secondary metabolite biosynthetic process
Molecular function (GO): oxidoreductase activity; 3-oxoacyl-[acyl-carrier-protein] synthase activity; fatty acid synthase activity
Source: RefSeq, a predicted model, not a curated record
AUGCCUCAUGCGGUGGCCAAAGGUAGCUCUUCUGCUAGCUCCACGGACUUUGAGCCUGGCCGUUACCCUCAUCUGAGCACUCAAGGGGUAAUAGAUGACGCUAGCUAUGCGGAGUUCUCUCUGCCCAAUUCCCCAGAAGUCCCGCUUAGCGAGCAGCUGGAGCCGAUUGCAGUCAUUGGAAUGGGAUGUCGUCUCCCUGGAAAUAUCAGAUCCGCGUCUGACUUGUGGGAAAUGAUAAUCAACCGGAAGACUGGUCAAACGCCGAAGGUCCCAUCCUCCAGGUUCAACAUCGAUGCACAUUUCCACAAAAGAAACGACCGCCCGGGUAGUUUUGGAGUACUGGGAGGAUAUUUCCUCGAUGAAACACUGCAAGAAUUUGACCCGGCCUUCUUUGGAAUUACGCCAGUUGAGGCUAUGUGGAUGGACCCUCAGCAACGGAAGCUAUUGGAAGUUGUAUAUGAGAGUUUUGAAUCAGCUGGUAUUACGCUUGAUGAUGUUUCCGGGUCAGAUACUGCCUGUUUUAUCGCCACCUUCACGGCAGAUUUCCAGCAGAUGUCUUUCAAAGAGCAUAAUUUUAGGCAUAGCCUCGCUGCUACUGGUGUUGAUCCAGGCAUUAUCAGCAACCGAAUCAGCCAUGUCUUCAACCUAAAGGGUCCUAGCAUCGUGGUUAAUACCGCCUGUUCCUCUUCGGUAUACGCUAUACACAACGCCUGCAAUGCAUUGAGGACGAAGGAAUGCACCGCCGCAGUUGUGGGUGGCAGCAACUUAAUCCUCACAGUCGAUCAGCAUAUGAAUACAGCGAAACUUGGUGUCCUUUCCCCUACUUCAGAAUGCCAUACAUUCAACGAGUAUGCUGACGGAUAUGGGCGCGCAGAAGCUGUUGGUGCUAUAUACUUAAAGCGGCUUAGCGAUGCUAUUCGUGACGGUAACCCUAUCCGCGGGAUCAUUCGAUCUACUGCCACAAAUAAUAAUGGAAAGGUGCCAGGCUAUGGGAUUACUCAUCCUAGCUAUGAUGGGCAGUGUGCUGUUAUUCAGCAUGCCUACCAGCGAGGUGGCCAGUUGGAUCCUCGCCUUACUGGCUAUUUCGAAUGCCAUGGCACGGGAACUGCGAUUGGAGAUCCGCUCGAGGUUAAUGCUAUUGCAAAUUCCAUGAACCAACAAAGAGACGAGAGCCAUGGCCCGCUCCUAAUCGGCGCAAUAAAACCAAAUAUUGGCCACAGUGAGGCUGCCAGUGGCAUCUCUGCUAUCAUCAAGGCAGUUUUGGCUGUUGAGCGUGGGAUAAUUCCGCCUACCUAUGGUGUGACCAGGCUUAAUCCAAAAAUUGACUGGAAUGGAUGGAAAGUCAAGACCCCUACCGAACCCAUGCCCUUCCCUUCUCAUCUAGCAGUGAGGAGAGCCAGUGUUAACUCGUUUGGGUAUGGCGGUACCAACGCCCAUAUUAUCGUGGAAGGGGCAGAUUCAUUGCUGACAGAUCCACAGCGAUACCGAUAUGUGUCGCAAAUCCGAGAGUCGGGAAUGAGGGUUAAUAGAAAGGCGCUUGAGAGAAAUCGUCCUUUCCUUCUACUCUUCUCCGCUCAUGAUACAGCAACUCUGAAGAGGAACCUUGAGGCUCACGGAAAGGUUGCUAUGGGCUACAAUUUGCUCGAUCUAUCUUACACUCUUGCCAACCAUCGGACACAUUUUGCGAGCAGAGCAAUGACGGUCACAGCCAAUUCUAGGCGCGAUACAGCCUUCAAUGAUUUCCAAGAUUUCUCAUUCGCUGAUAAGAAGAAGUCACAUAAAUUGGCAUUUGUCUUCACCGGUCAGGGUGCACAAUGGGCACGCAUGGGAGCAGAGCUAAUGGUGUGUUACCCUUCCUUCCUUCAAAGCAUCAGGGAACUCGAUAUGGUUCUUGAAAGGUUGGAUGAGGCUCCAGAUUGGGUUAUAGAAGAUACCCUGCUCGAAGACCCAAAGACUUCGCGAGUAAAUGAAGCCGAAUAUUCCCAGCCACUAUGCACGGCCGUUCAAAUCGCACUUGUUCAGUUACUACGAGCCUGGGGCAUUACCCCCUCUAUAACCUGUGGCCACUCGUCUGGCGAAAUUGCGGCCGCGUUUGCCGCGAAUUUCAUCUCCGCUCCAGAAGCCAUAAUCUUAGCAUACUUUCGUGGCAGGGUGGUAAAGGAUAUCAAUACCAACGGCGCGAUGCUGGCCGUGGGCCUUGGUGCAGACGCUGUGGCACCAUAUAUGUCUGAUAUAAACGACGAAGUGGUGAUUGCCUGCCAUAACUCUCCGUCUAGUGUUACGCUUAGUGGUGCAAGCGAUAAACUAGAAAUAAUGCAGAAAAGGAUGGCCGGCGACAAUAUCUUUGCGCGCGCGGUCAAAACUGGAGGCAAAGCAUACCAUUCACAUCAUAUGAACCCAGCUGCAGCCCAAUACGAAGCACUGGUCUGCCAGGCGAAGAAGGCACUCUUCUUAGAACCUACCCAAACUUUCGAGGGUGUCAAGAUGAUCUCAUCUCUCACCGGCUUUGUCGUAUCUGAAACAAGCGUGCUAGAUGAAGAAUACUGGAGCGCAAACCUUCGUAACCCGGUCCUGUUUAACCAAGCCAUGCAAAUCCUAUGCUCCAGCCCUGAAUUUGACGAUGUCGAUACGAUUAUCGAAAUUGGACCUCACAGUGCACUUUCUGGUCCAAUUCGUCAGAUUAAAACCGAAUUCAAGUUUGAGAAGAUGCAGUACUUACCCUCACUGAUCCGGGGAGAGGAUUCCGCUGUUUCGAUGUUGAAGCUUGCCGGUGAACUUUUCCUUCGGGAUUAUCCGCUAGAUUUACAUCGCAUUAGCGCUAUAGAGGAACGUUCAAUGUCUGGGAAGGUUCUUCAAUCGACCGGAGGUGUUAUAGUGGACCUACCCCCUUAUCAAUGGGAUCCGAAUAAGAAAUUCUGGGCCGAAUCCCGCGAGAGCCAUGAGCACCGUCACCCACGUUUUAUGCGCCAUGAUAUAUUGGGAUCUCAAGUUCCGGGGACCUCAUUAGCGGAACCCUCGUGGCGGAACUUCUUACGGAUGAAAGACUUGCUAUGGCUGAAAGACCACUGUCUCGGUGGGGAAGCAGUCUUCCCAGCUGCGGCAUACUUUUCAAUGGCGAUUGAGGCUGUAACCCAACUAAAUGAGAAAUCGUUGAACCCAGCUGAUAUCCACGGAUAUGUCCUGCGAGAUGUAAGAAUCGAAGCGGCACUUGUGGUCCCUGACGACGACUCAGGUAUCGAGGUAAUGUUGAAUAUGCGACCAUCGACCCAAACAGAAAAUGACCCUGAAAGCACCUGGCAAGAUUUUACCGUCUCAUCUAUGGUAGAUGGCCGCGUUAAAGAUCAUAUGGUGGGCAGGAUCUGUAUAAAUAAUUAUCCAACAAAGCCUUCCAUCAGACAGCCACCAAAUCUUCCCCAGAAAGCAUCUGGGAAGUCUUGGAACGAGGCUUUAAAGAGAGUUGGAUUCUACUAUGGCCCGACUUUCCAGGACAUGAAAAACAUCCGAUUUGAUGGAAAAACCUAUGCUGCCACCUGUGAUACCACCAUUAAAACCACUGUUGAUGGUAUGGAAGGGGAAUCCCGCUAUACACUUCACCCUGCAACGGUUGACUCUUGCCUACAGCUACUCAUUGUUGCAAAUUGGGCUGGCAGAGCCAAUGCAAUGACUGCUGGCGCUGUUCCAAUUCAGGUUGACCAGGUUUCAAUCUGGAAGCCAAACGAUGCUCAGAUAGUAGACCAACACGCGAAGGCAUUUUCAUGGAUUGACCCUAGGGGUGUUCGCUCUUUCAAUGGACACAGCCAACUUACCGCUAAUGGUGAAGUUUUGAUGGAAAUCUCGAAUAUGCGAUGUACUGCCUACGAAGCUGUCGUCCCCCAACAAGAAGAGGGGGUUCUUAGGACCCAGCCAUACAGUGAAAUAUUGUGGAAGCCGGAUGUUACCUUGCUCUCAAAUCCUGUCAACUUUGAUAUUUCAUCUUUCACCGAAUUGGUUCACUUUAAGGAACCUUAUUCAAAAGUCCUGUCAACUGGGUGGUUGGAAGAGCUGGAGUCUGUGCUAGCUAAAAUUCCAACACUCUCACUUACCAUUUCAGAGCCUCCAGGGGGAAUGGUUGAUUCUAUUCGUGAAGCACUUGGAGCUUUCCAUAAUACUAGCGUUCAGAAACUCGACCUAGGUGAAGAGAUUAACAGCUCGUUUGACCUAAUUAUUUCAGCCGCAAACUUGGUGUUUCCCAUCUCGACACUACGUAGGUUGCUGAAUACGGGUGGCCGGGCCAUUGUACCAGCAACCAUGGACCAUUCGCCGGAUGAGUUGGCUUGCGCGAAUUUUUCUCCUAACGUCCUAAAUUUGAGAGACGGGUACGUUGUUAUUACUGCUGUCGAGUCCACCUCCAACAGCGUCAAGGUUCAUGAGGAUACUUCCUACAAUAUACAGCUCGUUUAUCGCCAGAAGCCCAUUCCGUUAACUCAUGAGAUACAGAAAAUCCUCCAGUUCAAAGGUGCUAACGUGACUACCUCUUCCAUUGAGAGUAUUGACAAAAUUGGAGAACAUAUCGUUCUUGCUGACUUCGAGGAUCCUCUCUUAUCAACUAUUACGGAGCAAGAAUUUAGAGGGCUUCAGGAACUUACAAGCAAUGCUAGCAGCAUUUUAUGGCUAACCUCUGGCGGACUUUUGAGCGGCAAAAGGCCAGAAUUUGCUCUGACCCCCGGCUUGAUCAGAUCUCUGACUUCAGAGCAAAUUUCUUUGGAUAUCAUACAUCUUGACUUUGAUACUGAUAAUACUCCAGAGGCGGAUAUCGCCCAGAUUGCUGCUCACUAUGCCUUGGAGCAAUCCAUGAAAUCCAACAUUUUAGAGAAAGAAUAUUAUAUCUCUGAAGGCAAAUCCUUCAUCAGCCGUUUGAUCCCGAGUCGGAAUCUCAACAGUCAAUACAGUCGUGACGAUGCUGAGACGGAAAUGAUAAAAUUUGACACCGAUCUAUCGAUUGUUGGGAAACUUCAAUCCGGAAAGGUCAUUUUUGAGGUCGACAGCCGGGUUAAUGACCCUCUUGCCCGAAACUAUUUGGAGAUUAAAGUCUUGACCACAGGAUUAAACAAAGAAGACACGAUAAUUAUUUCCGGAACCGAUUUUCUCACGGAUUUCACCCAUGAAGUGGGCGGCAUCGUAACCCGGGUUGGUUCUGCUGUGGAAAACUUUGCCCCAGGAGACCGCGUGAUCGGUUUUAGUUUCGACAAGUUUGCUACCUUGCAGCAAGCAGACGCAAGACUCUUCCAACGACUCAAUGCGGAUGAAAACCUAGUCGACAUGACUAGUCUCCCGAUGGCUUAUGCCGUUGCUCUUCAUGGGCUGAAGUCUCUUGCAAAUUUACAGCCUGGUGAAACGACUCUUAUUCUUCCGGGUUCUGGGGUAGCAGGAGUCGCUGCAAUCCACGCCACUCGUGCCCUAGGCGGCCGUCCAUAUGUUGUAGCUUCAAACAACGAACAGGCCAGUUCCAUCCGGGUACUGUUUUCGCUUGACCACGACCAAGUUCUCGUCCAGUCUAAUACAACCCAGCUAAGGGAUAUAGACGGCCAAUAUCAAGUCGAUGUGGUCUUCUCCUCAGGAUGGGUCAACCCGUCUAUAUCCAGGGAGGUGUGGAGGCACCUAUCUCCAUUCGGUCGAUUCAUAGAUUGUGGGCGAAAGGACGUGCUUACAAGAAGCGUUCUAGAUACCGUUCCCCUAAACCGUGGAGCAAGCUAUCUUUCGUUUGAUAUUCUUGACCUUUACAACGCGAAGCCAGAUAUCAUGGCCCAACUCUUAGCCCUAACGGUCAAUCUAUACCGUCAAGGCCGCCUACCUUUGCUCCAACCGAUAUCUCUAGGGUAUAUCACCGAGCUAGAUAGAGCUCUCUCCGCAUUCUCUGACGAUUUCGAAGCAGGAAAAACUAUCGUCAAACAUGAGAGUGCAGGAGAUGGAUAUUUGCCCAUGUUGGCUGCCGAAGCUGAAGCGGAAUUGGACCCUAAUGGAACCUACUUCCUUGUUGGCUGCCUCGGAGGCCUGGGGCGCAGCUUGACCUCACGGAUGAUGAAGCUGGGGGCUCGCAAUUUCUUCUUCCUCUCUAGAUCCGGAGCAGAUUCAGACCAAGCAUAUAUGCUUGUUGAGAAUUUACGACAAGCUGGUGCGAAUGUCAAAGUAUUUAAAGGGGACGCCAGUGUAUACUCAGAUGUGGAAGAGGCAGUCAAAGCUGUCCCAGUUGAGUGCCCUGUUAGAGGUGUUAUCAACGCAGCAAUGGUUCUCCGAGAUGGGUUAUUCUAUAACAUGCCCUUCGAAAACUGGGUUGCAUCUACGAGCCCAAAAGUGAAGGGCAGCAUAAAUUUGCAUGAAGCUUUUAAGGACCAUGAUCUUGACUUUUUUAUUACUACCAGCUCCGUCUCCGGAACCCUUGGUACUCCUGGUCAGAGCAAUUACGCGGCUGGCAACUCAUUCCUAGACUCGUUAGCUCGACACCGCCGAGCGCAAAAGAACAAGUCGACCUCGAUAAUUCUCCCCAUGAUUCUUGGGGUCGGAGUCGUGGCAGAGAGCACCGAGCUUGAAGAAACGCUAAAGUCCAAGUGGAUGUAUGGAAUAGAUGAGGAGGCACUGCUUAGGGCUUUUGAAGUUGCAAUCCUGGAAAGCAAGAAUCAGGCCGCUGGUGAUCACUUUGUGGCGGGCCUCGACCCCAGCGAGCUCUCCAAAACUGCCAAGGAAGCUGAGGGGGAGCUGGACAGCUUUUGGGCGGCGGAUGUGCGGUUCAAGCAUCUUGUUCAUCAGAUGAAGUCUAUAAAUGACAACGCUACGGCAGGCUCGAACCAGACAAUUCUAUCAUCUCUUAAAGAGAUGUCGCUAUCGGAUGCAAUAAAGGCGGUGCGAAUGGAGUUCCUUGGGAGGCUCGAACGGGUACUCCUCCUUGAAAUUGACAAAGAAGAGGAACACCGCUCGAUCGCCAGCUAUGGCAUUGAUAGCAUGAUUGGAGCCGAGCUACGGAACUGGAUUUUCAAAAACCUUGGGUUGGAUAUAUCGUUCCAGCAACUGCUAAAUCAAUCUCUCACCGUGACUCAAUUUGCUCAAAAGGUUUGCGCCAACCAGCAAAUCGAAUAG